AUGGAGAGUUGUACGUUGCAUAAAAUUCUCGAGUCUUUCAAUGCCCCAAUAAACGAGGACCAAGCCUGGGCGGUGUGCUUCCAAUGUGCCAAGUUUGUGCAGAAUCACCACUCACUAGCUUCUCAAUCUAACUCCGUAAAGUUAGUGAACCGGCGACAAAAACUCGAACAGUCGAAUAGUAAUGAUAAUAAUAAUAAUAGCAAUCAGCUGAUCACUUUGAACCAUGUUGUCUUGGGGAUAGAUGGGAAUAUUCUGGCGCUAUUCAACCAAUCAAGUUCUGUCCCGAAUGUAAGAGAGAAAGAGAUUGUCAGAUCGUUGGGCAUUACUUUAUUUCAAGCAUUGGAUUUUGGCCUGAGUGAGAAUGAGGAGCAGAAAUUGUCGUCUGCCCUUGAAAGUUUGAUCGGCCAGAUGACAGGAGAGGGAGGUACAAGGAACCAAGAUGGCGAUGAGGGAAUCGUUGAUGAUGACAAAGAUGACGACAUCACAAUUGAUGAUGUCAUUGAAAUUUGCAGCAGGCACAUAGGAAAGGAUGUAGAUGUAGCCAUGCACUGCAAAGCUGUCUGUCGAGCGCUCGUUCACGAAUCAGCAGAACUGAGCACAUUUCUCGAAAGAGUUGUCUCAGAACAUGAAAAGCUGAACGAGCUGUGUGAAGAGAAGGGUUCAACAGACUCCAUUUCAACAUUACAGAGAAGAGAUUGGGCCAGAUUGUGGAUGCAGGUGAUGAAUGAAUUGAGAUUAGGAGUGAAGUUGAAGACUGUUCAGUCGACUAUCAACCAUCCGCUAGAGUACGAACUGACACCUUAUGAGAUACUAAUGGAUGAUAUCCGGAUCAAGAGAUACACACUCAAUAAAACAUUUAAGAGUGUGGACAGCUAUCCGGUAAAAGUGAAGAAGGAUGUGCACGAGAUCAUUCUGGAUUUCAUCAGAUCUCGCCCCCCGCUUCAACCUGUGGGGAAGAGGGUUCUUUCAGCUCUUUCUGAUAGGGGCCAUCUGGACCCUAGGCAAGAGUUACUGUUAUCCAUUCGAAACCACCCACCCAAACUUAGGCCCACCCCUGGCCGGACUGGAAGGAAUGAUGGAAUCGCAAUGAACGAGCAAAAUGGUGGCCCUGUUAAGAAAGUUAUCAAACCGGAUCUGAAGCUGUUGGCUUUCAAUAAUUCAGAUGAUGAAGAUAAUGAUUCAUUUGACGGUUACAACAAAGAUGCUGGUGGUGAUGAUGGUGACGAUGAUGACGAUAUCGGUGUCGAUGAUAAUGAUGAUGAUAAAAACAAAGUUUCAGCUUCACUCUUCACACCACUGACACCACUUUCGCCACAAAGUCCCCCGAAGCACCUUCCAUGGCAGCACACCGCACUAGACUUGCUGAUGUUAAACAUGGCGUCACCUUGGAAACCAGUGAGAAGGCACAGCAUAACUGUCUGUGAAACGGCUCGAGUUUUCAAAAAUUUUCCUCUUCCAAAGCCGCUAGCGUCAUCGUCAGCGUCGUCGUCAUCGUCAUCUUAUAACAAGCGUGUGGGUUGUUCGUCGUCGUCAUCUUCUUCGUCCACGUCAUUCCAGAAUCAAAUUGAUAACUUCAUGGCUCCUGAUUUUCACAACAUGACAACAACGAUGGAAUGUUUGUCGCUGACAAUUGAAGAGGUCAUGCACAUCAGAGGUGUCCUCACGAAAGCUGAACUCGAGUGUCUGUCCACACACACACAACUACGUGAGAUGCUGGAAGCUGGGAAGUUGUGUUUCACAUGCAAGAAAGUGAAGUUCUCCUUAUUUGGUCCCUGGUCCAUAAAGUGCAAGUUUUGCAACAGGAACGUCUGCAGCCACUGUUCUAGCAAGAUGAGGAUUCCGACAGAGCACUUUGAGCACAUUCCCGUAUACACGCUGAAUCCAUCCCUCUCCUCUUCUUCACACUAUCACUGCUUCGAUAACUCGCUGAGCGGAUCGGCGCCAUCGUCACCAGUCAGAGAGAUCAAGAACAACAACCACAAAAAUGCUGGUAGUAGGCUUCAGAAGACCACAUCCUUCGACGUUGCUCCCAACCUCUCCACCACCACCACCACCGCCGCCAACAACAGCAACCACAGCAGCCACAGACGGACACUCAUCCAACCACCUCCACAAAAAGAAUCAAUACUGGACCAAGCCAAGAAGACCAUCCUGCUACGUUCUAGCACUCUCAGACCGUUCGCCUCUUCAUCCUCAUCAUCCUCAUCAUUGAAGUCACAGCUGCUAGAGUCUGGACCCCUCAUGAAUAUAUGCAACGACUGCAAGAAUAUGGUCAUUAGCAUAAUUAGGGCAAGUAGGCGGUGCUUGUCGAUGAUUGGUCGGCAGGAUUCGAAGGGGCGGGGCGAGAGAGCCUACAGCGCUCAUCCAACUUCAUCGAGGAAGAAGAGUUUCAAGUUGGAUCUCGUGAGAGAGAAUAGUGAAUGA
Messenger RNA from Helobdella robusta, 2424 nucleotides. RefSeq lists its product as hypothetical. Gene Ontology annotation, biological process: establishment of meiotic spindle localization; actin filament network formation; cleavage furrow formation. Gene Ontology annotation, cellular component: cell cortex; cytoplasmic vesicle membrane. NCBI's taxonomy places the organism in Eukaryota, Metazoa, Annelida, Clitellata, Rhynchobdellida, Glossiphoniidae. Gene Ontology annotation, molecular function: actin binding. Bases 1 to 2424 code for a protein of 807 amino acids. The transcript has 16 exons. The record is from RefSeq and is a predicted model, not a curated record.